This is a messenger RNA of Bombyx mori (domestic silkworm), 4628 nucleotides long. Its product is annotated as AN1-type zinc finger protein 2A. Gene Ontology annotation, biological process: proteasome-mediated ubiquitin-dependent protein catabolic process; protein targeting to ER. The transcript has 6 exons. Gene Ontology annotation, molecular function: zinc ion binding. NCBI's taxonomy places the organism in Eukaryota, Metazoa, Arthropoda, Insecta, Lepidoptera, Bombycidae. The record is from RefSeq and is a predicted model, not a curated record. Bases 271 to 960 code for a protein of 229 amino acids. Gene Ontology annotation, cellular component: cytoplasm; endoplasmic reticulum.
GCCAUUAGGCAUAUUGCGAAAUACUAAAAAGUAACGAAUCAUGAUCGAAUGGCAUAUUAUUGUUUCUAUGAUCGAAAGUUUGAAAUAAUGGAUUGUUGUGGUGUGUAAUUUCGCAAUAUUAAAAGUCAUACAAUAAUUAAUGCAGUGACUACCUACACUAUAGCCUUUAUAAGUUCUGUUGGCAAAAUUCUCCAUCCUAUUCAUUAAUCAUCAUUUGACCCUAAGUGACGUAAAAAUUGUGAACAAUCGUGAUUAGACAAUAAAAAAAAAAUGGAAUUUCCUCAUCUUGGAAAAAAUUGUUCUUAUGAAUCUUGCAAUAAACUGGAUUUCUUGCCGAUGAAAUGUGGUGCUUGUCGUGAAGUGUUCUGCGCCGAUCAUUUUGCUUAUGCGAAACACGAGUGCCCCGAGCCGAACGUACGUGACGUGCAAGUGCCAGUGUGUCCGCUGUGCGGGGCUCCAGUGCCGGGUCGGAGGGGUCAACCACCAGACCUGGCAGUUGGGGCUCACAUAGAUAACCAGUGUACAUCUGAUCCUGCAGUAGAGAGACGCAAGAAGGUGUUCACGAACCGUUGUUCAUACAAGAGCUGCAAAAGGAAGGAGAUGGUGCCGCUGGUAUGUUCUGAAUGCGCACUCAACUUCUGUCUAAGGCACAGACACACGGCCGACCACUUGUGCGAAGGGAAACUUGCCGCCAAGAGGAGACAAGCCGCUAAGGCUGCCAUGGCCCGGAUGAGACAAAACGAAAGUCUAUGGAUCCGGAACGAGGCCCCGCUGCCCUCCGCUGUCAGCAGCUUCUCUGAGGUCCAGGGGAACAUGACAGAAGACGAGGCGUUGGCUCACGCGCUGGCGUUGUCGAUGCAGGAGAACGUGAACAUAGAGUCCGGCGACACCAGCCUCGCGCGCGCCCUCACCCGCCAGCGCGUCGGCGGCGACCAGCCCGCCCGCUGCACCGUGUCCUAACUUCGGUAGACAAUUCCAAUCCAUCUCUUUCACACAGAUAACUAGCAAAAAUUACCAUUUCGGCACUCGCAAGCGUUACCGUAGAUUGGGGGGAAUUGGGACCCUUUCCAAAUCCAACACAAAACUUCAAUGGUUUUUCUUAGGGUAAUACCAAUAAAAUUGAGAUUAAAAUGGUUCCGGAGAUUUAAAUAUACGAUGCGCUAUUAUCAGUGGUCAGAGUAGGUAGAUUGAUUUUAUAUACUUGCGUCAAGAUAUUAUAAUAUGGACAUGCCAUUUUAUCCAUGGUUAUUUUUUUAAAUUGAAAAAAUAGUGUUUUUAAUCCUCAUCGGAUACAAUUUCUAUAUUUAUGAGAUACUUGAAAAAAUCCCUGUCUAAGUUUUGUCUCAUACUGACAAGCGUCAUUUCUAAUUCAACAGAAAGGGACAAAAUACAGUGUAACUAUUCCAAGGUGUUUUUGUAUAAAAUAAAAUACUGAUUUCUUUCACCAUUAGCUAGCACUGGUAGCGUAGAUUAAUAUUAUUGAUACGUUUUUCACCUUAAACACAGAUUCAUGCUAAUUUCAAAAUUCCGGAACAAAUAUCACAAUAAAUAUGAAGUUCCGGUAUUUUGGAGGCAUAUCCAUAUUAUCCUCAACGUUUGACGUCAACGACCUUAAUCUACCUACUCCGACCUCUAGUUAUUAUGCAUAGUUCAUUACAAAAUAUACACAAAUACUGAAAAAACUAGCUUGACCCGAUUCACCUUAGCUUUUGGGUGAAUCAGGUUACGUAUGGGGACAAUAGAGUUUUUCGAUAGGGCUGGUACUAUUUAGUUGUUAGGUACGUACCUAACUUUAGAUAAUUAACUUUUUAAUAUAUUUAAUGAGUUUACAAAACUUUGAGGACUAAAUUAAACUAUUUAAUAUUCUUAAAUACUAUAUAAAAGUAAUUAUCAGUUCAACAAAGUUAAAUCUAACAACUCAACAAAAGUGUUGUGACAUUCCAGAUUUGUCCCUAUUCGAACUCUAGUCUCUAUUCCCCCCAAUCUAUUUAUGUAUUCGAUAAGUUCUACUGAACUUGUGCUGUAUAUAUUGACUUCAUGUCUAUUUAUCUCUAUCACUAAUUAUUGUGAGUAUAAUUCAGGAUCCACUAGACACUUACAUAUAUGUGUAUAUAUAUAUCACUACACUCUGAGCUCUGCUAACGUUGGUCUGAACAUCGGUUGGAUCUGUUGGAAUACGAAUUUCAGUGAUGUAUUCAUUAUCAUAAUCUUAAGCUAAGGUGCUGGAUCUGAUUUUGAAUCGGUUGAAAAUAACUGUGGAGAGUUAUUGUAAAACUCGAGUGAUUAGUUAAAAAUGUUUAGCGAAAAGUCGAUCAAAUUGAGAACUCAUUAAAACACUGGCUACACUCAAACAGGAUAUUUAGAUGCGGCAACUCUGCAUAAAUCGUGCUAUUUAAUUCAGAAUAAAUACUUUUAAUAUUAUAAUAAUAGUGCAAAUUGUUCAUUGAUUACAUUAAUAUCAUAUUGUUGAUUUGUUACAGAAUAAGUAUUAAGAUAUAAUAUUGUCAAAAUAAUAUGUACAGGUAAUCCUCCCGCGGUAUUUUAUAACACGAUUCGACUCUAACACGAAGAGAUAAAUUCACCAAAACCCUCUUAUAACACGAUAAUGAGAUUUUUGUUUAAAAUAAUUUAGGAAAUUACAUUAUGCAUUAUGAACACACAAUAUCUUGGAAUAACUGAAAUUUUACUGCUUAUUUUUUAUGUAUAAUAGAUAAAAUAAUUGUAAAAAUAGACAUGCUUUAAAAAAAACCGACUUCAAAUAGAAAAAAAAAAGAUAUUCCAAAACAAAUUAAUAUACACUAAAAACAAUAAUCAUCGAAAUUGGUUGGCGUGAUAUUGAGUUAUUCAUCUAUUUGUCGCGCACGUACUUAAUUCAAAUUUAAGACAUAUAUGGUUUUCUCAUGGAUACCAUUAUCAGAACUGGACUAAAUUGAAAUGGGACCACACGGGAAGCGUCAGCUUUCUAAUAAAAAAAGAAUCAUCAAAAUCGAUUCACCCAGUCAAAAGUUGAAUUGAGAACAUCCUCCUUUUUUGAAGUCUGCUAAAAAUACAUACAGGCAUAGUUGAGAUGUUUAAUUCAGAAAAAUAACUCCUCUCUGUACUGGCUUCCAGUGUCACAUAACACGGUUUCACACAACACGUGGCUUUGUAUCUACCGUGUUAUAGGAAGGUUAUAUUUUGUAAUAAUUUGAAUAAUAAAUCGAAAUAGGCCAUCACAGUCACUGAAUAAAUAGGCCAAUGUUAAUCACCGACUCAGAAUGAAAUUUAAUGACUGAAUCGAUAAGUAACUCAGCACUUGUUGUUAUUGAGAAUAAACAUAUCGUCUUCUCGCGUUAAAACUAUAAUCUCAAAACUUACAAAUUUUUCAGGAGAGUGUUUUAAAGGUUUAACGAGACUUUCACUGAUAGGUAGCUGAUGAUAUAAGUAGUAACUUAGGCUACUUUUUUUAGACUAGCUUUCGCCCCGCGGCGUCACACGCGAUACGACAAUAACUGCGGGUAACAUCGCGGGACUCGGCUAUCAAUAAUAAAAUUUAAUGUUUCGGAAACGAAGUGAGGGCGGGUCGCUAGUAUGAUAUAGAAGUAUUGUCCGCCCGUUGAUAUAAUCAGAACGGACGACAUUGAUUAAAAGUUAUUGAUUAGCUUUACUUAAUGUUAUCAAUAAGAAAAAAAAUGCGUGUUUUUUACUACCGUCAAAUCCGUCAAUAAAUAACACAACACUAGAUAAUGUAAUAUAUAAAAUGAAUUUAAGUUUUUUAGGUGUCUAUGAUUUUUGUUCGAAUUCUAUCAACGGGCGAAGAUUAUGUCGUAUCGUAAAUAAAUAAAUAAAUAAACUUACUAUUUCCAAAUAUAAAUGUUUUUAAGGAAUACUGUUCGGAGUUGUCCGUUGAUUGCAAUUUUAUAAUAGUAACGUGGAGAUACGACUUUAUGUUACUGAUAAUGCUGUUGGAAAAGUUAGCGGAAUCGUCAUGAAUUUAGAUGAAGUUAUUUGCUAAGUGAAUUUAUUAAUAUAUAUUUUUUAAUACUGUAUAAACUAUUAUAUGUAUGUAUGUAUAUAUUUGUAAUUUAAUAUAGAUUUCCUUGCACCUACCACUAUUUACUCUGCACUACCUUUGGUUGACUGGUAGAGAAUGCCUUAGGCAUUAAGUCCGCCAAUGUAAGUUUUACAUGAAGUGUAAUAAAUAAAUAAAUAAUGUUUACGCACAUUUUGAGGUGCGAGAUUGAAGACUGCUGUAGUCGCUUUGGGUAAUAAUUCCAAAACAUAUAGGUAGGGCGGUGGUGUCAAUAUUUGUAGACCGACGCGUCCACUGGUGGGGGCCCCCCCGCCGCGCGCCCCUCACCUCCCCCCGCCGCCCCGUUGAAACUUCAACGUUCCCUACAAGCUCUAGUUCUAUUGUUAAAUAUUUUGGUAUCCGCUUAACACCUGAUGAGCUUUGAGCUCGUGUUCCUGUGCUAAUAGUAAAAUGUUUAAAUCAGACGUAUGUAUGUAUUCGUUCUGUAUGAAUUAACUUAAAGCUUGUGAUUUUUUCAGCUUAAUUAUAAUAAUUAUUCGAAUUGUAAUGUUUGAAAAUCGUGUUAUUAUAUUUUUGAGAUGAUUAUGAUUGUUAUAAAUCGUUAAAGAACUGAUGA